Messenger RNA from Ruditapes philippinarum (Manila clam), 2243 nucleotides. RefSeq lists its product as uncharacterized. The transcript has 2 exons. Bases 365 to 1528 code for a protein of 387 amino acids. The record is from RefSeq and is a predicted model, not a curated record. NCBI's taxonomy places the organism in Eukaryota, Metazoa, Mollusca, Bivalvia, Venerida, Veneridae.
AUAUUAUUUACUUUGAGAUGGCCCCGUUGUAGUUUCAACGCAAUUAAUCAUUCCUGUGAAAAACGUCGACGGUCACGUUAUAAUAGACAGUUGUAUUAUUACGUCAUUUUAUACGAUAACGUGGUACUACAGUGUACUAAACUAGCACAGUGCAAUCAUUGAGAUGUCAUUUCGUCAUAUUGAUUUGAGAUACUAACAGUUCCACUUAUGUUGUUAUCUCCUAAAUAGAUAGCAAAGUUGUGCGUUUGAAGGAGUAAUUAAGGAAUACACAUGUUAACUUGCUCCACAUCCGGGAACGUACGGAAUUUAUCAGAAGUGACACGUGACUUACCCAUGACGUCAUGAUGAGAAGUGUUAGGAUACUAUGUCUUCCAGUAGCCUCACAUUCCGGUUUAUUAUUAUAUUGUCAUGCUUGACAAUACUCAAUAUGACAUUUAUUGGACUAUCUUGGCACCAGAAAUCUCGACAGAUCCUGGCAUGUACGGUGGACAGUGUGAUAGAUGGCGCUGCGAAGUAUAUCCGUCAAAAUGGCGCACUUUCAUUUGAAGAUACGUUACCAGAAUCAUGCCGAAAACUUGAAGAAAAAGUAGACACCUUAGAAUCCUUCAAUAAUGCCAUAAAAGAUAUAUUCAAAUCUUGUACAAUUAGCAAAGCAAAUCGUCUGGCUAAGAUACAUGACUCAUACCCAGUGAUCACCUUGUUUACAACAUGGACACCAGAUGUAUCGAAAGAUCGGCUACAUACAUUAACAUUGCAGAAUUGGGCAAAUCUUUCACCAAAAAUACAAGUUGUGGUCUUUACCAAUUCCAGUGAUGAUAAAAAAUUAGCAAAAUUAUUUGGCGCCAAAACUUUGCCCAUCUUACGUCACGGAGGCGGCGGUGCUCCAGUAUUGAAGUGGAUGUUCCAAACAGUGAUGAAAAAGUAUAAUACUUCAAAAUUAUUUGGUUAUGUUAAUGCAGAUAUCAUGUUUACAAAGAAACUAACACAUACACUUGAAGGUAUAUUAAACAUAAAGGAUAUGUCCAAACCAAUUUUUCUAGUCGGACGACGUGUUAACGUCGAUGUGAAUAUUCUUCUGAAUGCAACGGAUUUAUUUUCUAAUCUGGAAAAAAUAUCUAAAGAAAAUGGAGUAUUGUUUGGUGCUAAUGCUGAGGAUUAUUUUAUAACAAACGCGGCUUUUCCAUGGGAGGAAAUUGUUGAUGUAGUUAUUGGACGUCUCGCUUAUGAUAAUUGGAUUGUUGGUCACGUGAUAUGUGGUAUGAACAUUGACGUCAUAGAUCUCACUGAAACCGUGCUGGCUGUGCACCAGACGACGAAAAAAGGCGGGAAUUAUGAGGGCUUUAAAAAUAAACAUGCUCAUUAUAAUAAUGCACUUUUCAAAAAGUUAAAAAUCAUUCCAAUUUUUGACACCGGUUUUACAAUUUGUUCUCAGGAAUUGACAAAGUAUAAUUUAUGUGAUGAUAUUCAGGUUAUUAAAAGAGAGACAUUCUGGGAGAAAUGUAAAUGUCCAACCAAAGUGUUGUUUUAAUUCACAAAUGAUACAUGUUGUUUAGUAUAUAAUAAUUUAAAAAGUGACUUACGUUUGGAUUUAAAAGUUAGCAAUAAGAAGAUACAGUGUCUUCGUUGGUUAUGUGUAGUUAGAAUAGAACAUGUAAUAUGCUGGAAUUAAAGCUUCUGUUUCAUAAUGCCAUUAGUAAUGUUCUAAUUUAUAAACGUUCCGAGUUGUUUAACACUUUGGGACACUUGUUGUCACUGAGCUAAUACACCAUACUGUUACUGAUAAACUUAUGUACCUAGUAAAUACUUCAUACCCAGAUAAAAUAAUACUUGAUACUUAAAUUGAUACGAGGAAGGUAUAAAUGUCUGACCGUACAAUAACUCUCUGAAAGAGGUUGCUAUUGUUUUACUUGUUGUCACUGAGUAGAUAUAAUGAAAGUAAAACCACAACAAUCUUCAUCUUUAAUGACAGUUGCCAGCCUAUUCUUGUCCGCAUGUAGUUGUCAGCAUGUAGUUGUCAGCAUGUAGUUGUCAGCAUGUAGUUGUCAGUAAGCUGACAUGUACAACACAUUCUAUUGUGAAAGAGAAGAUAUUAAACAAAGGAAGAAGACAGGACAAUGUAGCUAUAAUUCUUUUGUAUAAAUACAGUUUAAGGCAAUAGGAAGGAAAUGCCAUAUAUAGGUUAUACAGAAUGUUCCGUAUAAUACGGAAAUUGUUAUAAUUAGUUGACAUUGUCAUUGUAUGAC